This is a messenger RNA of Macaca mulatta (Rhesus monkey), 1321 nucleotides long. RefSeq names its product small nuclear ribonucleoprotein U11/U12 subunit 48 (gene SNRNP48). The record is from RefSeq and is marked provisional. Lineage: Eukaryota; Metazoa; Chordata; Mammalia; Primates; Cercopithecidae. Gene Ontology annotation, cellular component: cytosol; U12-type spliceosomal complex; nucleoplasm.
CGGGUGGGCUGCAGCCAUGGAAGGCGAGCCUCCACCUGUGGAGGAGCGGCGGCGGCUGCAGGAGGAGCUGAGCGAGUUCGUGGAGAGCUGCUGCCGGACGCUGGAGGAGGUGACGGCGUCCCUGGGCUGGGACCUGGAUAGUCUGGAUCCCGGGGAAGAGGAGGCGGCGGAGGAUGAAGUUGUGUUAUGUCCUUACGAUUCCAAUCACCACAUGCCUAAAUCGUCUUUAGCAAAGCACAUGGCAUCUUGUAGAUUGAGGAAAAUGGGCUAUACCAAAGAAGAAGAGGAUGAAAUGUAUAAUCCUGAGUUUUUCUAUGAGAAUGUGAAGAUACCUUCAAUUACUUUGAAUAAGGACUCACAAUUCCAGAUAAUUAAACAAGCUAGAACUGCAGUUGGGAAAGACAGUGAUUGUUAUAAUCAAAGGAUUUAUUCUUCUUUGCCUGUUGAAGUUCCUCUGAAUCACAAACGGUUUGUUUGUGAUCUAACUCAAGCUGAUCGUCUUGCCCUCUAUGAUUUCGUAGUUGAGGAGACAAAGAAAAAGCGCUCUGAUUCUCAGAUUAUUGAAAAUGACAGCGAUCUCUUUGUAGACUUGGCUGCCAAAAUCAAUCAAGAUAAUAGUCGAAAAAGUCCAAAAUCCUACCUUGAAAUCCUAGCAGAAGUAAGAGAUUAUAAAAGAAGACGCCAGUCCUAUAGAGCUAAGAAUGUUCACAUAACCAAGAAAUCAUAUACUGAGGUGAUUCGAGAUGUGAUAAAUGUGCACAUGGAAGAACUCAGCAAUCACUGGCAAGAAGAACAAGAGAAGGCAGAGGAUGAUGCUGAAAAGAAUGAAGAAAGGCGAUCAGCUUCAGUAGAUUCACGGCAGUCUGGUGGAAGCUAUUUGGACACUGAGUGUUCACGACAUAGAAGGGACCGGAGUAGAAGCCCACAUAAAAGAAAAAGAAAUAAAGAUAAGGAUAAAAACUGUGAGUCGAGAAGAAGGAAAGAGAGGGAUGGAGAAAGACACCAUAGUCAUAAAAGAAGAAAGCAAAAAAUAUAAAUGAAGUACUUGUACAUGUAUUAAUUAUGCUUAUGCCAUGGUAACCAAUAUGCUGAUAUAUUAAUUGGAAUUGCUUUGCAUAGGAGAAUGUUUUUAUGAUCUGUUUAGUGCUUAUUAUUUUCCAAUAAAUAUGCUUCAAACCAUGAGUACACUAUUAGGCCCUACAACUUUGUUUUCCUUAUAUUUUAUUAGAUGAUUUGCUUCCUAUAACUGAUCUUGUUUUGUUCUUUUUGCUAAUAUUUGUAUCUCAAAAUUCUUUAAUUAAAAAAGUCAAUAUUUAUCAUA